Linum trigynum is the source of this 2625-nucleotide messenger RNA. The record is from the annotation of a GenBank genome assembly. Lineage: Eukaryota; Viridiplantae; Streptophyta; Magnoliopsida; Malpighiales; Linaceae.
AUGCUCCUCACUCAGUUGCAAUGCUACCAGCCGCCAUGGAUAUGCUCUAUUCUCCAUUUCGCGUUGCCCUAUCGUUCUACUUCCCAUCCGUUUCUCAAGAGGGACUUGAUGAACAAGAAACCGAUGGCGAAGCAGUUCAUGUGGAUCCAAACCUCAGCUUUUGGUCCGAAUUAUCAUAGGAUAUGCAGCAGUGGUGGGUGCCAGGAAGCGAGCGUGCAAAGAAGAGGGGACGAGUGGGAUUCUGUGUUAGAUAAUGGUGUGUUAGAUGCCUCAAGUAUUAGGUUAUUCAAUAUGAAGCAAAUUGGCAGUGCACAAGUAACACAAAUUGGCAGUGCACAGGAAUUCUGGACGAAGCUCUUGGUUGGAUCUGCUUUAUUCUGUUUCAUGUCAAACCUGAGACAGUUGAAGUCGUUCAGUCUACUGAUAAAGAUGUUCCACGACUCGGUUCCUUCUUUCCUUUGGGAACUUGGAGGAGCAACCUCACCUUUUGCUUGCAUGUCUAACUCCUUGACCAAGCCAACCCCUUUGGGGUUGGAUGUGUCAUUGCCAUCAUUUCAAGAUGUUAAGUGGAGCUUAGCGCGCUUAAUAUAUUUGUUCAACAUCCGGCUGGAAAGAAACAUAGCAACGUUCCUCGUAGCGUUGCUUGCGGCUUGCUUCUCAUUCAUCAUUAUUGGCGGUCUACUGUUCUACAGGUUCAGGGGUAGAAAGCAGUCUCUGGAAGACUGCUUCUGGGAAGCUUGGGCCUGUCUCUGUUCAUCUUCCACUCAUUUAAGGCAAAAGACACGUGUUGAACGUGUCAUCGGCUUUGUGCUUGCAGUAUGGGGGAUAUUGUUCUACUCUAGGUUGUUGAGCACAAUGACGGAAGAAUUCAGAAAUAACAUGCAAAGACUCAGGGAAGGAGCACAAGUCCAAGUCUUGGAGGCGGAUCAUAUCAUUAUCUGUGGGAUUAAUAGCCACCUCGCCUUUGUACUAAAACAGCUAAAUAAGUACCAUGAAUUUGCUGUCCGCCUAGGUACUGCCACUGCAAGGAGGCAGAGAAUUCUUCUCAUGUCUGACGCUCCAAGGAAGCAAAUGGACCGCCUAGCUGACAAUAUUGCUAAAGAUCUUAAACAUAUUGAUAUCCUCACUAAAAGUUGCAGCCCUAGCCUCACAAAGUCAUUUGAAAGGUGUGCAGCUGACAAGGCCCGUGCCAUCAUUAUACUUUCACCAAAAGGUGAUAGGUAUGAGGUUGAUACCAAUGCAUUCCUGUCAGUGCUAGCCCUUCAGCCUAUUGCAAACAUGGAAUCUAUCCCCACUGUGGUUGAGGUUUCCAACUCAACUACUUGUGAUCUCCUGAAGUCAAUUUCUGGAUUGAAAGUAGAGCCAGUGGAAAAUGUUGCAUCAAAACUGUUCGUUCAAUGCUCUAGGCAGAAGGGGCUUAUAAAGAUCUACAGACACUUGCUCAAUUACCGAAAAAACGUAUUCAACCUUUGCAGUUUACCUACUCUAGAAGGAGUUAGUUAUAGGCAAGUAAGACGUUACUUGCAAGAGGUUGUUGUUUGUGGUCUUUAUCGAGACGGGAAGCUGUACUUUCAUCCCAAUGAUGAGGAAAUCCUACUGCAAACCGAUAAAAUUUUGUUCAUAGGACCUGUUCAUGGCAGAAAGAGGCCACAGAUUGCAGAUUCUGAAGUUCUGAAAGAACAAACUGCUAGUAAAAGUCUGGAAGUUAUGGAAGAGGAUGGUGAUAACUCGAAUCAUGCUGUGGAGUUGAUGAAAACAAGACUCAAGAAUACCGUAAAACGUCCCACUAAAUCAGGGUCAAAGGCAUCCGACUUGACACUUGGGCCAACAGAAUCUAUUCUCUUACUUGGCUGGCGCCCGGACGUCAUUGAAAUGAUUAAGGAGUAUGACAACUAUCUUGGUCCUGGGAGCACACUGGAGAUACUAUCAGAGGUACCAUUAGACGAGAGGAUGAGGGCAAGUAAUAUUCUUAAGCUAAUGCCUGGAACACUCAACCAUGUCAAGGUCUCCCAUAGGGUUGGAAACCCCAUGGACUUUGACACAUUAAAAGAAACCAUAACCAAUAUCCAAAAAUAUUAUAAGCAAGGGAAAAGUGGUCCAUUGUCAAUUGUUGUGAUUUCUGAUAGGGGAUGGCUUGCUGGAGAUGCAUCCAGGGCAGACAAGCAAUCUGCCUUUUCUCUUCUCCUUGCUGAAAGAAUCUGCAAUAAACUCGGGGUUAAGGUACAAAAUCUCGUAGCGGAGAUUGUCGACUCAAAGUUAGGCAAACAAAUUACCAGAAUAAAGCCUUCGUUAAACUAUAUAGCAGCGGAGGAAGUGAUGAGCCUUGUCACAGCCCAAGUGACGCAGAGCAAUGAACUAAAUGAUGUGUGGAAAGACAUUCUGAACGCGGAGGGGGAUGAAAUAUACAUCAAGGAUAUAAGCCUUUACAUGAAAGAAGGUGAGAAUCCUUCAUUUGCUGAGCUCGCUGAAAGGGCACGGUUGAGGCGGGAGGUUGCCAUUGGAUACCUUAGAGGCAACAAGAAGGUCAUUAACCCGAUUCCGAAAUCACAACCGCUCUUCGUGGCACUGACGGACUCAUUGAUAGUCAUAUCGGAGCUCGAAGGAGAACAACCUAUCGUAGUGUAG